Messenger RNA from Mercenaria mercenaria, 6075 nucleotides. RefSeq names its product F-box only protein 44-like. The transcript is spliced from 6 exons. Gene Ontology annotation, cellular component: SCF ubiquitin ligase complex; cytoplasm. Gene Ontology annotation, biological process: glycoprotein catabolic process; SCF-dependent proteasomal ubiquitin-dependent protein catabolic process. The record is from RefSeq and is a predicted model, not a curated record. NCBI's taxonomy places the organism in Eukaryota, Metazoa, Mollusca, Bivalvia, Venerida, Veneridae. Gene Ontology annotation, molecular function: protein binding; ubiquitin protein ligase activity. The coding region runs from base 179 to 1096 and encodes 305 amino acids.
UAUGUGAUUAUAUGUACGCAUGCGCGAUGUCAUAAUAAAUCAGAACUACACGAUACUUGGAUAGUUUCGUUUAUAAUUUUUGAGUAUACGAAUAACAAGACUAUAAAGUCUAAGGUGUGAGUUCUAAAUGUUUAUGGGUGUAAGGAAAUAAACGCCAGGCAGAGUAAAUCAGGUUGCUAUGGGUCAGUCUUGGGGUCGAACGCCUCAUGAAUCAGGAUCAGGGAAGACACAAGGACGUUCGAAAGCAGUGUAUGGUGUAGAUAAUGAGUAUUCUGUUGAAACAUUUCCACCAAUAGAAGUACCUGAUGAAAUUCUUUAUGAAGUGUUAAAGUGGGUACCAGCUGAAGACAUAGUAAAGUCAUGUGUAUAUGUUUGUAAACAGUGGCGGGAUGUCAUUAACAUACAGAUGUUCUGGAAAGAAAAAUGUAUUCAUGAACUUGGAUACACAAAUGAAAUAUUCCACUUCCUAGUGGAUGAGGACUUUAAAAAGUUGUACUUUAAAAGACCAUACCAAAAUAACUUGAUAAAGAACCCAGAUGCUAGGGAAGGAUUCAGUCACUGGAAAAUCCAUGAUAAUGGGGGUGAUAAGUGGAGAGUAGACACAGCUGCUGGCUGCAAUCCUAUAGAAGACUAUACUGGAAAUAAACUGGCAAAAAGAACUUUGUGCUGGGUAACAUCAUACGCAGAAUGUAGUAAGUCCCAAACAAUUGACCUGUUAGAAAAAGGUUGUAGUGAACAUGUGCUAGAUGAUGUUAGGCCAGAAAUACAUGUAUCAGAAUGGUAUGCAGCUAGGCCUGAUUGUGGCAUUAAAUACAGAAUAACUGUUCAGUUGUUAAGAAAUAAGGAAGCCAAAAUUGCAGUGAAGGAGUGGACGUUUGAAGACACCAAACCUGCUGGCAGUGAUUGGUUCAAGGCUGAACACACAUUUUCCAACUAUGAACCUGGUGUUCGCUUCAUCAGGUACUAUCAUGAAGGAAAAGAUAUCAAGUUUUGGAGUGGCUGGUACGGGGCCAAGAUGACGCUGUCUUCUGUAAUACUCGACCUCAAACAUACAUCAUCUAAAGCAUCGUCAGAGGGAUCAAGCAAGGCAUCUUGAAGCAUACACUGAGUCUAACUUCACCAAGACAUUUUCUUAAAGACUGGUGCAUAAAUAUAAGUAAACUAGAUCUAUUACCAAAAGUGAUUCAUAUCCCUACCAAAUGAAUGUUUUAAAUGGCUUUUAGCCUAGUUGGCCUUUAGUUGCAGUACAAUAAAUUCUUUUGUCAUUCAAGUCAAAGAUAUUUUCUUGAAUAUAGAAAGGUAAGUACAAAUAGGGAGAAAGUUGUUGUGCUGUAUCCUUUCAAAAAAAUUUCAAGGUAUAGUUAUGGUUCAUCUACUUUCCCUUGUUGCGAUAUGUCAAUGUAUUCAUAUUAUUAGAAUCAAUGUUAUUUUCUUUAGUGUAAAAAUGUUAGAAAAGACGUUUUUCUUGUGAUGUACAUUUACUCCUAUUGCCAUCUAUUUGUGUAUAAAUGCUUCUGAGAAUUUUAACUUAUUGUGUUAUAUGUUAAAAUGUUAAAGAUAAAAUGCAAAGAAAUAUAGAGAUAAUUCUAGAAGUAUCAGAGAUAGAAAAGUCGUUUCUAUGAGGGAUGGCAAAGAAUAGCAUUUUUGGUAUGCCAAUAUUUGGUCAACCUUUCGAACAAACAUUUGACUAUUUGGUCAUCAACUGAUCAACAGAACAACUCAGUCUUAUUUUUUUUCAUAAUUAUGCUAAUCAGCAACUUGCAUAAAGUCUACAUUUGUUUACACCAGAAAUAGUUCAAAUAUUGACGAAAUUUUUUCCUCACUUGUUCAUCUUUUGUAAUAUAAGGAAAGUAAACAGUCAUAGUCAUAAUUUGCCUUCUUUUAGAUUAAGAGUUCUAAUUCUUACAGGAAUGUAGCCCUUAUGUAAGUAAGGUUCACUCCACACAAAUUACUUUGUAGUCGACUUCUUAUUCGAUGAUCAGGUGAAAUACUUCCAAGCGGCAUAAGGCAUGGGCAUUAUUUGACAAUAGAUUAACAUGGUAGCAUGAACAAUAUUUGCAAUCAAAUUGGGUAUUUAUAGACUAUGGGAGAGACUAAUGAGGGAAAUAUAAAACAAUAUUUGGUUUAAGUAAACUAUCUGUCUGAAUAUUGAGUACAAUUUAAAUGUUAACCAUACAAAUACAUUUACAUUUUACGUUAAAUAUUUUUUACAGUCAUAUUGGUACGAUGAGGCAAUUUACAUAAAAGAAUUAUACCCAUUACAUUUGACUUAUUUUCUACACUUUUUCGCCUUAUUUCCACAGUGAUGUAACUACUUUUUGAUAGUUUUAAGAAUCAAUGUUUAAAGAUUUGAGUGAUUUGACUUUACCCUAUUUACAGCCUUGUUGAACCAAAAUUUAGCCUGUUCAGAUUAGUUCUACAAUUAUACAAAUUCACCCUCAUAUAAAGGUCAUAGAGACAUACCUAUCAACAUUAAACUCUCAACUUAAUUUUGCCAAAAAUGGAAUAACGUCAAUAUGUCAAUAAGGUGAUGACUGGCAUUUUUCUUACUCAUACUCAAAUAUAUAUUUGAAGAUCUUCAAGUGUAAUUUGAGUCAUUAGAUCCAGUGCAGAUCAGAGUACUAAUUACCAGCAUUUAGUACCUAUUAUAAACAUGACGAUUUGUAACUGCUUUGUUUCAACUUGUUACCAUUUAAGUUUUCUAAAGGCAAGCAGUUAGUGAUAUUAACUAAAAGGUACACUGUCAUCACUAGCAGCAUCCAAUCUAGACAACCUAAUAUGCAGUAACACAGUGACAUGACUUAACAAUGUUGGAAGCCAUUUUCGCAUGAAUUUUAAUGAAAGCAGGUUUGGCAAAAUAUUAAAUAUUUUUAUUCUUUCAUUUAGCUUUUCUCAUUUGUCUUCUUUAGAAUAUUAGAAGAAUGGAAUAGAAUUCAAAUAUUUGUGUAAUGAACAAGUAUUCGAAUAAUCCUUGCCAACUCUAGUUCUUACACUGAACACUUUCUCUAUUCGCAAUCUAUAAUUGUGUCAAGUUCUUUAAUGUUCUCUUUGUCAGUUAUGAAGUUGAAUGAUGGGACAGGACACAUUGAUUCCAAUAUAGCCGCCAAGAAUAGUUGGUUUGGAGGCAUAAAUAUCUCAUUAUAACUCAUUUCAGGGUUUUUACAAAUGUCAUGAUGAAUUUUACAGUACUAUACAAUAUUUAAAAUAUCUUUGAGCGUUUUUAAUGAAAAACAAAUAUUCCAACUGGUUGGUUUUAAUGAUAAACUGAGUUUCAGCUCGAUGCUUCUCAGUUGUUAAUAUUUGUUUAAUGAGCUGUGUAGGUAUUUUGGUCAUGUUACAACAUUCAGUUACAUGACUCAUUCUCCUGGAUGCCAUACAAGUUCCUCGCAAGUAACUGAUGGAAAAUCAUAGUUUGAUUUAGCUUUAACUCCUUUAUGAACUUCCUGGCUUACAAAAAAGGGUCAUAUUUGCAGAUGGAUAACCACUCAAAAAUUUGUAAUUUUCAAAAUCGUGUAUUACUUGUUCAGCUAUGAUGGGUAAAAUAUAUUUAUGUUGUCGCUAGAUGUUUCAUGAAGACUUAUUUUACUACUAUUAUUUUACCAUGUACCAGUAUGUUAUUUUCCUAUAUGAAUGUUAUUGUACUAUGUACAUUAUUUAAGGGGACGCAUACUUUGAAAUUAGAAAAAAAGUGGGUGGGGUAUUAUAAAAUUUACCUGCAAAAAAGUACACGGUUUUGGUAAAUGAAAUGAAUACUGUUUCAACUGUUAUAAGUACACAAAGGAUUGCUCACUAAAAUAAAAAUGAGAAAAACUGAAACAAGAAAGUUAUUGUUGAAUUACAUAAGACUUCUUGUGUACAUUCAAAGUCAACAAUUAAGACUUUUUGGUGCGAAAAUAAUAGUGCUUCACUUUGUCCAAACAUUUAUCAAUGUCCUACAGAUUCUAAUUUAAAGAAAGAAUGUGAAAUAAGUUCACUGUCUUGCUUUUCAUUUGGCAUAUGUGAGCUAAAACACAUUAUUUAGUUUGUUUACAAAGUAGUGCAUAAGAAAAGAUACGGUGGUCAAGGAAUGCCACAUUACAAAACUAAAAGAGUAUAUUCCCCUUAAUACAUUAAACAUUUAUCAUUACAGAAGUCUAGUGGCUUACAAUAAAGGCCUAGAAAUGUUGCCAUUAUUAAUUUUUAACUUGGUAUUCAUGAAUUGCAAUGCACUUAAAUAUCAAAAUACAUUCAACAAACUUUUGAAAAUGUACUGUCUUAAAAAUCCCUAAAAUAAGGUAUGAAAUUUUGUUGAGAGGUCCAAUCAAUGUGUACAUGUGCAAAAGCAACAUUCUAAUCGUGUUCACAAAAGUUACUAAUACACAGCAGGAAUGUCAAUGAUCAAAACUGGACGAAUAUACAGUUAUCCUCAUUUUAAUGUCAUUUAUAAUUUGUCCUUGAAUUCUCCACCAUACUUUUCAUAACUCUGUUUGCACGAGUUGCACGAGAAUGCUGUCAUUCACGUAAAAAAAUGGGGUCAAAUAAGUUGUAAAUGCAAUAUCAUGUAAACGUAGUUAAUGGAUUAUGCAGUUCAAGAUAAACUUAAUCUCAUAACGUAACGAUCAUGUAUAAUGUUGUAACAACAACUUUACUUACACUAAUUUAAGUAGCAGUCGGUUUAUAAGUGACUUUAUCGAUUCAUUUUGUGUUUUGUUAUUGUUGUCAAAAGUAUAACGGAAGUGCCUCACAACUGAAGCGGAAACCAGUUUGAUGCGCAAAGUAGUCCACUGUAGGUAAUAUUUUUUGACAAAUGUCCACAGAAAUUAAUAAUUUUCUAAUAUUAAAGACGAAUAUCUGAAUAGGAUUCAUUAUUUGAUAAGAAAUUAUAAUCAUCGACAUGUUUUUUUUAAAAAUCGUACACGUGCUGACACCUAAGUUGUCUCCCGUCGUUUAUUAGAGUUACCUUUCGUCCGGCGCAGUAAUACAUUUGCAGUGAAUCGCCGAGAAGUCGUGGGAAAAUUAAAAACCAUGUAAACAAACUAAAAUUAACCAAUUUCAAGAUUAAUUUCAAGUGAUCGGCAUUAUGCAUUUAACCCGCCUGACCUGUGUAGCAUCUUAGAUAUCUGUUCUAAGGUAUUCAUUGUGUAGAAUGUCAUGUUAUGCCCUUGCAAUGCUAAUCCCACUCUGAUUUUUUGUUUACAUUUUUUAUCAAUGAGAAAUAUGGCGUCCAUCCCGAGAUGAACUGACGUGGCGUUAAAUUUUUACAUGUUUAAGCAAACCUGGUGUGUUAGAAAGAAAAUCUCAUCCCUUCAACAUUAUUUGGAACACUGUUAUUGUAAAAAACCUGUUUUUUCCUUAUACAAAAGCUUAAUAUUUUGUGUUGAAUGUACUUUCACAAACACCUCUGUUUUCCUAUUACAUUCAUAGUACCACAUCCUUAUCCACAAAAUACUGAAUAUUACAGGUGUCCAUCAGUAUUAUAUCAGUUUAGGAAUAUGUUUUUUAUUUUCCCACCAUUGAUUUCUUGAAUAUGCACCCCUUCCGCAUUGCUGUAUGAACUGUGAAUGUAGCAAUAUGCGUCCCCUUAACAAUGUAUGUUUUUGAAAUGCAAGAGAACAAGCUUGAUUAGACCUCUGAAUGAACGACAGCUUACUCAAAUAGCUCAUUUUAGUGGUUCUACAAUUUUAAGGUUAUGGACUUUCAUUCCAUACUCACCUUAAGUCAGGAUGUGUCUCAAAAAAGGGAUAAGAAUUCUGUAUCAGAGUGUUUAAUAAUACUUUGUUUUUUGCUUAAUGCUUUGCUUGAAUCAUAUAUCCUUAAGAAAAAUAACUUCAUGUAACUUUAUAAGCAUUGGGGGUACUAUUUGUAAAAAAGGAAUUAAUUGAAGGAAGCUUAAGACACUGAACGGUACAUUGAAUUGAAAUCUUGAAAAAUAAUGUUCUUAAUAAAACCGAUGAGUUUUAUAAACAGCAGAAGAGGAUUGCUUUUGAUUGGCCAAGCUGUCAUUACAAGUUCUCUGUUCAAUUUGUAUAGCUGUAUAAUUCUUAAAACUGUGAUAAUAGCUUUUAUACUCAAUAAAACUAAAUUACUUUGUCUUUU